AGAUCAUGGGUUCUUUACCUUUAAUACUCUUAUCACUGCUGCUCCCUGGAGCCCUCGCCAACGUGUACAGUUGCGCAGGAUCCGUGAAAUCCACGUCACCGGUCGACUAUUCCCAGUUGAAGCUUCAGGUUCGAUUGCUGACACUGGAAGGGCAUAUGAAGCACGAGGAGGAGGUGAAUCCGUCAAAUGGGUAUUUUAUGAUUCCGGUCUACAAUAAGGGACAUUAUACGUUGAAGGUCUCCGCGCCAGCUGGAUAUUAUUUUGAGCCCGACAGCAUCGAGAUCAAGAUUGACGGAAAAACCGACGCGUGCUCCCUAAACGAGGACCUCGUCUUCCACUUGACCGGCUUCUCGGUUCGUGGAACUGUUGAUGGUGCCGCCGCCGGUCUUCCGCUUGUUCUGACUGAAAAUGGAAAGCAGAUUGCUGAAACUAAGACUGAAGACGGUGGAAAGUACGAGAUGAGAGCCCCACCAGGAAAGUAUGAAGUGUCGACUGGAGCUGGAGCGUCGGAGUGCAUUUCCAAGGGCAAGACUUCGGUGGAGGUGAAGAACGCGCCAGUCGUGGUUACGCCGAACUUCAAAAUUUCCGGAUAUCAAUUGGAGGUUCACACGAGGACGGAGAGCAUGAAUCCAUUUGUUGAUGCAGUCAUGACACUUUAUGCUACUUCUUCCAUUGAUCUUCCAAACAUCAAAUGCGUGGGAAGCGAAGGCUCGCUGAACGUGCCGAGCACUCACAACGUCAAAUGCUCAAUUGGCAAGACUGAUCCACGUGGACGACUCUCGGUGGCAUGUGUCCCGUCUGGUGAAUACUAUUUGGCUGCUUCUCAUGUCAAUGGCCCAAAAUCGAUCAACUUUUCGCCGAAUCCACAAAAAGUUGUGGUUUCCCAGGCGGCUAGUGAGGCCCGAUUUGUUGCUCAAUCCGCAACUGGACGAGUUCGUGUCACCUCCAAAGACUUACCACUUUCUGGUGUUGAAGUUUUGGUGAAUGAGAAAUCUGGUGGAAAAACCGAUUCUCAGGGAUAUUUAAAAAUUGAGAAUCUCAAGGAGGAUGAGCACACCACUAUCACUGCAAAAGCUCCAAAUACCCAGUUCUCCACAGUACAUGCUAAUGUGAAAUUCCCGAAAGUUGAGAUUCAAGACGUCACUGUUCAGAAGUUUGAUAUUUGUGGUCAAGUGGAAAAAUCUGAAAAUGGAGUGCUCGGAAAGCUCACAUUCACUAGAAAAGACGACAAAAGAUCCCUGGAAAUUCAGCCGAAAGCUGAUGGAUCCUUCUGCCAACCAGUGAGCCCGGGACUCUUCACAAUCGAGCCAACAGAUAAGACUUCAUCCCUGACGCCACGUCUUUUGGAAGUUGAAGUUUUGAAGAACGCUGUUACCAAUCUGAGAUUCACCCACUUCAAGACCAACGCCAAUGUUCAUCUAUCAUGUAUCGGAGCUUGCCCAACAGCUACAGUAUCCUUAUUCCUUCCCGGUCAGACUCUGGUGAGAAGUGUCAAAGGAACCGAUGUCUUCACAUUUGAGAAUAUCGGACCAGGAACCUAUAGUGCACGAUUGGAUGAUAAUGGAAGAGGAUGCUGGGAGAAAUCGGAGAUGACUUUGGUUGUGGAGCAGAGCAAUACUCAACCGACGAUUCACUUCAAGCAGAAUGGAUUUGCAGCUCAGAUUGAGAUCUCGCAUCCGGCAGAAAUUGAAUGGUCCAACGCUGACAAGAAGCAACUAAAUGGAAAAACCUCCACAAAAGGCGGAGAAGUCAUUUCGAUUUGUGUCCCAACUUCUGGUGUCUACGAUGUUUCCCUCGGAUCUUGCUACAAAUUCGAGAGGCAACAGUUCAAGUUGACAGUUCCAUUUGAUGGAGUUCACAAGGAAAAGGCGGUGGCUGCACGAAUCUCUGGAACUAUUGAUUUGGAGAACGACAAAAAUGCGGCCGUCUCGAUUCGAAUCAAGUCUAGCGCUGGAGAUCGUGAAAUUCAAGUUCCUGCCUUGGAUAACGGGCGGUUCACUUUUGAGGAGCCACUGGCGUCAUCUGGAGAACAGUUGGUGAUCGUCCCAUCUUCGAAGCUUCGUCUCUUCGAGCCAACAUCAAAAAGUGUUACUGUAACUGGAAAGUGUAUUGAAAACGCUGUCAAGUUCAACUCGUUCCGCGGAAUUUUCCUCGACGGAUCUAUCAAACCAGCUGUGGAGAAGGCUGUGGUGAAGGCGGUUCUCAAGAAGGACAAGGAUGUGGUCAUCGAAGCGAUUUCCAAUAAGGAUGGAGCAUUCAAAAUCGGACCAGUCAAACGUGUUGAGGAUUAUGACAUUACCGCCACCCUCGAUGGAUUCAAAUUCACUCCAACAUCCACUCCAGGACACUUCCAAUCCGUAAAACUCUCCCAGCUAUCCAUCAAAGUCGUUGAUGAAGUCACCAAUGCUCCACUCGAUGGAGUUCUUUUGUCUUUGGUCGGUGGAAAAGGUGCUGGAUCUGACUAUCGAUCAAAUAAUGUCCUCGACGAGACGGCUCACAAGAACUAUGUAGCAUUGGCUCCAGGAGAGUAUUUUGUUCGAGCAAUCCUUCAGGAAUACAAGUUCUCACCGUCAACAUCCACCAUUGUUGUCAAGGAAGGACAACACGAGAAUGUUGUGCUCAAGGGAAAACGGGUGUCAUUCAGUGCCUAUGGAAAAAUGAGAGAAAUGUCUGGAGAUGCGAUGAAGGAUGUGAUCAUUGAGGCUCUUUCCGAAGGUUGUGAUCUUCAUCAGUCUGAAGCCACCACCAAGGAAGAUGGUACCUACCGUAUCCGUGGGCUUCUCCCGGAUUGUGAAUACCAAGUGCAUGCUAAAUCCUAUGCCGAUGGAUCUCCAGCUCCACACAGCUUCCCACGAAGCUUCACCGUGUCGAUGACAGCGGAGGAUGUGAAGGGACUCGAGUUCAUGGCCACAAUCACCGCUAAGACUACCGACAUUGCUGUGGAAAUCGGAAUGGACACGCUGCCAGAAAUCCAGUCGGUUCGAGUUGUGAUCACCAAGAACAACAAUGAUCAUGUCCAAGUGGCGAGCGUCGUUGCUCCACAACAUCUUCAUUAUCUCGUGAAUCUUCCAAGAGAUGGAGUUGAAUAUGCGAUUCGUGUUGAAGCUGAGAAACCUCCACAGGCAUUCGCCGCCAAAACUGUCCGAGUUGUGGCUGAUCAAGCGAUGAAGGUCGCCCGUGUCCCUCUGACGUCAUCGAAGCGAGCCAAUGACGUGGAUAUCAGCGUUGGAACAUUCCUCUCAUUGCCAUUCUUUGUCACACUUGCUCUGGUCUUUUUCAAUCAGAACCGCGUUCUGGAGCUGCUCGGAACCUUUAUCGACUGGGCUCGCAACACAUUUGCUCCAACCGCUGAUAAUCAUCAUAGAAAACGUAAAUAAGUUUCCCACUAGUUAUUCAUUUUUAAAAAUAUUUUCCCUGCUCCUUUCAAAUUUAUCAUUUUUCAUUUCACAAGCCAAACACACCAUGUUGUUCUAGUUGUUUAACUUUCGGUUGUUCCAUUUUUUUCCUAUUCAAAAUGUUCCCCUCUUUUCCCCAUCAACUCGCUCCACUUUUUUCGUGUAUUUAUUGAUAUUCUCAAUUCCAGAAAAGAAACAAGUUAUUUAUUUACUUUAACUUAUAUAAAUGUUGAAUUAUCCUAUU
This is a messenger RNA of Caenorhabditis elegans, 3639 nucleotides long. It is a transcript of the gene nra-4, whose product is annotated as Nicotinic receptor-associated protein 4. Gene Ontology annotation, cellular component: endoplasmic reticulum membrane. The record is from RefSeq and is marked reviewed. The transcript has 8 exons. Bases 6 to 3377 code for a protein of 1123 amino acids. Lineage: Eukaryota; Metazoa; Nematoda; Chromadorea; Rhabditida; Rhabditidae.